AUCUAACAUUUUUUAGGUUGGGUACUGGGUAAUAUUACCCUGCUAGAAUUAAUCAUCACAAGGAUUUGCGAGGAUGGUGUUAUAUCCUUGCUUUACAAGUCAGGAAACCGAUACUUCCCUCAGAGAGUUAAGCAACAAUGUUGAUUUGGCUGUAAGUGCCAAGAACCAGCCUUUGGAUUCUCUUCUCUUUGGUCUCCAUAGUCACGACAAACUCACACUAAAUAAACAGAUGUUGCUUUGGGGGAAGUUUAAUUCAUCUAGUGUGGUGCAAUUGUACAAAAGUUCCCCCUUUUUAGGACCGAUGAAGGGCAGCAGAAGAGUAAGGAACUUCUCACACUCCCUACUUUACUACCAUGCAAUAUUGUUGUACAAGUUAUAUUCGAGUCUGUAUUAAGUCUUACCAAGUGUUACAUAUACAUGUGAUGAACCUGAAGCAUUGAGAAUCAAAUGAGCCAUGUCUCCUGAGAUGAGCUCACUGUCUGCUGAGUGGUGAUGGGGUAACAGUCAACACAGUGAAAUAAGUGAAUCCCAAGGUGGACAUCAGAAAAUGCAUCACUCUGAGGAUGAGGCAUCUGGUUGUGUGUGUGCAGCAGUGAUGCAGACAAAGUGGAAAAGAACGCCUACCACUCAGAGAACUUCUACCUGUCACCGUGGAGGAUGUCUGCCCGGUCAAAGCAAAAACAAAAACAGAUCUCUACCCCUUCUCAGGACCAAUGCAAAAUUGACUUUCUCAAUGGAUAUGAUGACGUAUCUCACCCCUGCUCUUCGGCUGCGCAGAUACAGGAUGACCAGUUUUCUACGUUCUCAGAAAAUGGAGGAUAUUGUGAAGUGUUGAUAUCAGAGCCACCACCGCACAUCACUGCUCUUGGAACCGAGUCCUGUGAGGAAGAGAUUUCUUGUUCUCCAUUCAGAAGCGAAUCUGAAGACCAGGAAUCUUCACAGAGUCAAGAAUCAGAAGAUACUUGCUGGGAGGAGAAGACAGUAGUGCCCCACUUGGUUGCUAAACUCUGUUCUGGGACUGAACCGGUUUGUAAAAGUAAUCAGUUUCUGGGACCUGAAGGAAAUGUGGAUAUUGAGUUAAUUGAUAAGAGUGCAAACAGAUACAGUGUCCACUUCCCCGUGGCCGGCUUCUAUCUGUGGCCAGCAACAGGCCUUGGCUUCCUGGUAACAGCAGCAGUGACCGUGACGAUUACGUUCGAUUCUUGGGGUCGGCACCUGGACCUGAAGUUACAGCAUCACGAGAAGUGGAUGGUGGCCGGCCCUUUAUUUGACAUCUCUGUGGAGCCUGAGGGGGUCAUCACUGAAAUCCACCUCCCCCACGUCAUCUCCCUCCCAGCAAAUGAGGUCGAUAUCUCUUGGUUCCAAGUUGCUCAUUUUAAGGAUGAAGGGAUGGUCCUGGAGCCACCAGCCCGAGUGGAGCCUUUCUAUGCCAUCCUGGAAAACCCUAGCUUCUCUCUGAUGGGGAUCCUGUUGAGACUUGCCAGAGAGACCUGUCUUUCGGUCCCCAUCACAUCCACGGCACUAAUCUAUUAUCACUUCCACCCCGAAGAUGUGAAAUUUCACUUGUAUCUUAUCCCCAGCGACUCCUUGCUAACGAAGGCAAUAGAUGAGGAGGAAGCUAAAUUUCAAGGUGUGCGUCUGCAGACCUCGCCCCCAGUGGACCCACUGAAUUUUGGUUCCCGUUAUAUUGUGUCUUGUUUGCCUCCCCUGGAAAUAAUACCCAAGGAGUUGAAAUUAUCCUACAGGAACCCUGGAGAAAUCCAGGUCUUCUCUAAAGUCUAUGCUGGGAGGAUGAAGGAACCAAUCAUGCUUGAAAUUACUGACAAAAGAUACAAGACUUUGAUCUGGUACACUUUGGUGAAGCCAGAGGAGCUCCAGUUUGCUGCUACAUCGGCCCCUCCUCCCCUCCCAGCUGUGGCCUUUAUGAAGGAGCACCAUCGUCAUCUUCAAGCCAGGCUGGGGAACCUGAAUGGAGUCCUGGAUGAUCUUCAGGACCGUGGGGUCUUCACCGAGGAAGAGAAGGAGAUGGUGCAGCAGAUGCCAACACAGCAGAGAAGGAACGAGGCCCUGCUGAGGAUGGUGCAGAAUAAAGGGCACCAGGCCCAGAAGGUGCUCUUCAAAAGCAUUAGUAGAAGAGACCCUUAUCUGAUGUCCUACCUCAACCAGCAGAGCUUACAACAGUGAUUCAGACCGAUACUCAGGAAGAGAGAAUCCAGUGUUCUCCGCUGCAAAUGGAUAAACGGACGGGUGAUCAUUGAGUUCAGGGUCCAAGGCACGAGGUCCAGGUGACACCAACACGUCACACAGGCUUUCCUGAGGACUGAUGUGUAAUUUCGCGGAGACCUAUUAGUGUAUCCUAAUAUCUUAAUGUCAAGAAUAUCUGAAGAGAGGACUACUGCCUCGAAGUGCUUUUUAAAAACAAAUCCUGGGGCGCCUGGGUGGCUCAGUCGGUUGAGCAUCCGACUUUGGCUCUGGUCAUGAUCUCACGGUUCGUGAGUUCGAGCCCCGCGUCGGGCUCUGUGCUGACAGCGCGGAGCCUGGAGCCUGCUUCCGAUUCUGUGCCUCCCUCUCUCUACCCCUUCCCUGCUCAUGCUCUGUCUCUGUCUCUCAAAAAGGUGAAUAAACAUUGAAAAAAUUAAAAAAAAAUCCUGUUUCAUCCAUUGGCACAUUUCUUGGACAUCUGGGCAGAGGCAGAUAAACGCAAGUGUGUUCGUGAUUGACAAGGCCCAGGGAGACCAGUUCUCCUGAGCAAUGCGAGAAGCAAUUCCGGUGAACAUUACCUCUGGGAUGUUACCGUCUCACAACAAAAGGCAGGAAGGCUUACAAAAACUCUCUGUUGGCGGUGGGUGGGGGGGGCUGGGUGGCUCAGUCAGGUGAGCGCCCGACUCUUGACUUUGGCUCAAGUCAUGAUCUCACGGUUGGUGGGUUCGAGCCCUACUUCAGUCUCUGCGCUGACAGUGUGGGGCCUCCUUGGGAUUCUCUCUCUCCCUCUCUGCCCCUCCCCUUCUCUCUCACUCUCUCAAAAUAAAUAAAUAAACAUUUUUUUAAAAACCUCUCUGUUGAGGACAUUCAUGGCAUUCUUAAG
This is a messenger RNA of Neofelis nebulosa (Clouded leopard), 3085 nucleotides long. It is a transcript of the gene CARD8, whose product is annotated as caspase recruitment domain family member 8. The coding region runs from base 658 to 2184 and encodes 508 amino acids. Lineage: Eukaryota; Metazoa; Chordata; Mammalia; Carnivora; Felidae. Gene Ontology annotation, cellular component: NLRP3 inflammasome complex. The record is from RefSeq and is a predicted model, not a curated record. The transcript has 11 exons. Gene Ontology annotation, biological process: regulation of canonical NF-kappaB signal transduction; regulation of apoptotic process. Gene Ontology annotation, molecular function: cysteine-type endopeptidase activator activity involved in apoptotic process.